AUGUCAAAUCUUAGUGACAACCAUUCCUCUUCGUUGGAUUCUUCCAAAUCUUCUAACAGCAGCAACUCAACUGGAAAAUCUGCAGUGUCAAUCAAUGAUGGUCUGCUCAAGGAACGAAUUGAGAAAAUCAAAGCGGAUCCUCACUUGACGCAAUCCGAGAAGUCGUUCAAAAUUGCCCAGAUAAAACGCAGUUCCAAGAGGGUGGAAUCGCAUCUUAGAAUGACCCAUCGCGAAAAGGUUGAACAGUUUAACCAAAAACUGUCAAAGUUGACUGAACAUUUUGACAUACCUAAGGUUGGACCUGGUUAG
Molecule: messenger RNA, 309 nt
Organism: Babesia microti strain RI
Lineage: Eukaryota; Apicomplexa; Aconoidasida; Piroplasmida; Babesiidae
Product: conserved protein, unknown function
Exons: 3
Coding region: 1-309 (102 amino acids)
Cellular component (GO): nucleolus
Source: RefSeq, a predicted model, not a curated record